Condylura cristata (star-nosed mole) is the source of this 1019-nucleotide messenger RNA. It is a transcript of the gene FCER1A, whose product is annotated as Fc fragment of IgE, high affinity I, receptor for; alpha polypeptide. NCBI's taxonomy places the organism in Eukaryota, Metazoa, Chordata, Mammalia, Eulipotyphla, Talpidae. The transcript has 5 exons. Bases 1 to 891 code for a protein of 296 amino acids. The record is from RefSeq and is a predicted model, not a curated record. Gene Ontology annotation, molecular function: transmembrane signaling receptor activity. Gene Ontology annotation, biological process: cell surface receptor signaling pathway.
AUGUGCCAGUGCGUGGCAUUUGCUCAGGAGGGCUCCGAGGAGGUCUGCUUUAGGACCCUGGACUUCUCUAGCCCGGUCGGCACCUGGGACCCCGAGAAGAUGCUGCCUGUCAUGCGUGCCUCUGUCCUGCUGUGGACAGCUGUGAUGCUUUUCUCUAUUUCUCUACAGCCUCAUCUUUCUGAAGCUACCUGGAAAUCUGUGGUAUCCUUGUAUCCCCCAUGGAAUAGAAUAUUUAAGGGAGAGAAUGUGACUUUCACAUGUUAUGGCAACAAUACCCUCCCAAAAGGCUCCAACAGCUGGAUAUUCAACAACACCAGCUUAAAUGUGACAACCUCAAGUCUUGACAUUGUGAAUGCAAAUGACCUGAACAGUGGAGAAUACAGAUGUCAGAAUGAGAAUUUCAACCAGAGUGACCCUGUGUACCUACGCAUUUUCAGUGACUGGUUGCUCCUUCAGGCCACCGCUGAGGAGGUGAUAGAGGGUGAAUCCCUCUUCAUCAGGUGCCACAGUUGGAAGAAUCAACAAGUCAAAAAGGUGACAUACUACAAGGAUGGCAUAGCUCUCAAGUACUGGUAUGAGAAUCACAACAUCUCCAUCAACAGCACCACCAUGGAAAACAGCGGUGUCUACUUCUGUAUGGGCAGUAUUUGGCAUCAACAGUAUAAUUCUAGUUCCCUCAGAAUCACUGUGAAAAAAAAAACUAGUCCCAACACCCACCAAAGCAACUGGCUGCAGCUUCUGGUCCCCUUGUUGGUGGUGAUUCUGUUUGCUGUGGACACAGUGUUGUUUACCUUGACCCAGCAGGAUCUCAAAUUUCUCUUGAUGAUGAAGAGCACCAGGAAAGGCAACAGGUCUACAAAUCGCCAUAAGACAGACCUCAAAAAGAACUGACACCACUGUUUAAGGCCAUUUGCAGCAGCAAUUGCUCCUCGGUUGUCAACCCCAGCUCACAAUGUACAUAGAACGGUCUGCACUCAAGGUUUCACAGAACUGCUUCAUUAUCCAACACAAACCAGCUC